GCCGAAACACGGGUGGGAAAAAAUAACGCAGCUCUGGGUGAUGGUGAAGAUGGCGGAUGGGGAUAGUGGGAGUGAGCGCGGUGGAAGCAGCGGUGGUGGUGGUGGUGGAGGAGGGGUUGGAGGUAGCGGUUUUCAGCCUUUCCAGAGGGAUCAGGAAACCCAGGAGCUGGCGUCCAAGCGGCUGGACAUCCAAAAUAAACGCUUCUACUUGGACGUGAAGCAAAACUCGAAGGGCAGGUUCAUCAAGAUCGCCGAGGUUGGCGCUGGGGGCUCCAAAAGUCGCUUGACACUUUCCAUGUCAGUGGCGGCGGAGUUUCGGGACUACCUGGGGGAUUUCAUUGAGCACUACGCCCAGCUUGGACCCAGCACCCCGGAGCAGAUCGCGCAGUCCUCGAGCGGAGAGGACGGCGGGCCUAGACGGGCCCUGAAGAGCGAGUUCUUAGUGCGCGAAAACCGCAAAUACUACCUCGAUCUGAAGGAAAACCAGCGGGGGAGGUUCCUUAGGAUCCGCCAGACCGUCAACCGCGGGCCCGGUGGGUUUGGCGCCGCGGGAGGCGUGCCCGGGGGGGGCAUGCAAUCCGGGCAAACCAUUGCCCUUCCUGCUCAGGGUCUCAUCGAGUUCCGCGACGCCUUGGCCAAGCUGAUCGAUGACUACGGCGGAGAUGACGAGGAGCUGGUCGGGGGCGGCUUCGCCGGGGGUUACGGUGAGCUUCCCGAGGGCACGUCGAUCACGGUGGACUCCAAGCGGUUCUUCUUCGACGUCGGUUCUAACAAGUACGGGGUGUUUCUGCGGGUGAGCGAGGUGAAGCCCAGUUACAGAAACUCUAUCACGAUUCCCUUCAAAGCGUGGAGCAAGUUCGGGGGAGCUUUCUGCCGCUACGCCGAGGAGAUGAAGGAGAUCCAGGAUCGUCACAGAGAUAAAGUGUACGAGAGGAGAGGGGAAGAGGAAUCGGAGGGGGACGACAUCGACGACGACUGACCCGGACGGGUGUUCCUUUGCCCGGGUGACCCCGCAGAACGAGAGAGAGAGGAAAGAAUUUACAUGCAUGAAACGAAACUUUAAUGCUCAAACUAAGGCGAAUAAAGAUGUUUGACUGAGAAACACUGUCAUGUAUAUGUAAGAGAAUAUCCCGUUUAAAGCAGUAUAGAUGAUGUUUGGUUAGAUACAUGGAUAUUGGAUGCUAGAUGCUCUUGUCAUUUUUAAAGUUCCCCUCUUGCAAAAAAGAAACCCCUUCUUACCCAUUUAACUCAGAGGCUGUUCACAAAUAAGUCAACAUUGAGGACAUUUAGUGUUAGUGUAUCACAAUAUGAUGAUCUAGAUGUUUUGGUGUUUAUGAUGGAGAGCCUACCAGCAUCAUCUGAAUGAUGUAGUGAAUCUCAUAGUUAGUUCAUUCAGGAAGUGUUCUCUGAAAAUAUGUAUGUGUGUAUGUAUAUAAAUAUAUAACUCGGUUAAAAAUGCGUAGAAUUUGGAGGAUUUAGGAGUUAAACUUGUGGACACAGAAUACAGUUCAAACAACAAUGUAAACACAUUCAAAAUGGUGCAAUAAUACAGUGCUCCACCACCUAAGUAUUGAGGUUCAUGUGGGGUGUAAAUUAAUUUUCCUCCUGUUUUUUGUCAGGAUAGAGCAAGUCAAAUCUCUGAUCGGACAUAGGGUGAAUGUAUGUCAUAAGUUGCGGAAUGUGCACAUCGAAAUUGACAUGUAGAUGGGUCAAGCACAAAUGAAGCCGAAGCCACUUAUACGCUCAUAUAUUGGUAAAUUUAUUAUUAAUACUGGGUUCAAUUUAAAGGGAAUGAUGCGUCCACAUUCGACUGGUAGCUUUAUAUCAGUGCAUCUGGUAAAUUGAGCAUGUGGAGUGCUUUGACGGCUUAACUGGAAAGAAAAUAAAAUGUAGAACAACACCCAGCUGGGUUUAAAUAGAUUUAUUUUUAAAAACAAUAAACAGAAUAUAUAUAUAUAUAUAUAUAUAUAUAUAUA
This is a messenger RNA of Triplophysa rosa, 1976 nucleotides long. It is a transcript of the gene purba, whose product is annotated as purine-rich element binding protein Ba. Gene Ontology annotation, cellular component: nucleus. The transcript has a single exon. Gene Ontology annotation, molecular function: purine-rich negative regulatory element binding; DNA-binding transcription factor activity, RNA polymerase II-specific; RNA polymerase II transcription regulatory region sequence-specific DNA binding. The record is from RefSeq and is a predicted model, not a curated record. Gene Ontology annotation, biological process: regulation of transcription by RNA polymerase II. The coding region runs from base 41 to 979 and encodes 312 amino acids. Lineage: Eukaryota; Metazoa; Chordata; Actinopteri; Cypriniformes; Nemacheilidae.